AGAAAAAGUAAAGCGCCCCCUUUGCUGAGGUAUCGAAAGACAAAGUGGCCGUAAACAAGUCCGAAAACUGAGCUGCGGCUGCGAACAGGCGCGAAACGCAGCGAUACAGCCAUGACAUCCCUCUCACAGGACUGCGACAAGGAGAAGUUGCGCUCUGUGUCCGUGGACCUGAACAAUGAUUCCUCGCUUCUCAUCGACAUUCCUGAUGCCCUCUGUGAACGUGACAAAGUCAAGUUUACAGUCCACACCAAGACUACAUUAAACAGCUUCCAGAAGCCAGACUUCUCUGUGUCACGACAACAUGAGGACUUCAUCUGGCUACAUGAUACACUUGUGGAGACAGAAGAAUAUGCUGGCCUCAUUAUCCCCCCUGCUCCCCCCAAGCCUGACUUUGAGAGCCCUAGGGAGAAAAUGCACAAGCUUGGAGAGGGCGAAGCCACCAUGACUAAGGAAGAGUACACUAAAAUGAAACAGGAACUGGAGGCGGAGUACCUGGCCGUCUUUAAGAAGACUGUGCAGGUGCAUGAAAUUUUCCUGCAGCGUCUGUCCUCCCACCCAAAUCUCAGCAAGGACAGAAACUUCCAGAUAUUCCUGGAGUACGACCAGGACCUCAGUGUAAGGAGGAAAAAUGCUAAAGAGAUGUUUGGUGGCUUCUUCAAGAACAUGGUGAAGUCUGCUGAUGAAGUGCUCAUCUCAGGGAUUAAGGAUGUCGAUGAGUUCUUUGAGCAGGAGAAGACUUUUCUUUUAGAUUAUUUCAGCAAGAUCAAGGAUUCGACUGCCAAAGCUGAGAAAAUGACACGAUCUCAUAAAAAUGUUGCUGAUGAUUACAUACAUAUUUCUGCAACUUUGAACAGCAUCGCUGCUGAUGACAACACAGCCCUAAAACAACACUUGGAGAAGUUUGCUGAACUGCUGGAGAAACUUAGGAAAGUGGAAGGCAGAGUGGCUUCGGAUCAGGAGCUGAAGCUAACAGAAUUGCUGAGAUAUUACAUGAGGGACAUUCAAGCUGCCAAGGACCUUUUAUACAGGCGUGCCCGGGCCCUUGCUGACUAUGAGAAUUCCAACAAGGCUCUUGAUAAGGCUCGUCUGAAGAGCAAGGAUGUUGCACAGGCCGAGGAGAACCAAAAACAGUGUCUGCUAAAGUUUGACAAACUCUCUGAGUCUGGCAAAAAAGAACUCACCAGUUUUAAGGGCAGGCGGGUGGUGGCUUUCCGCAAAAACCUGAUAGAGAUGGCCGAGCUGGAGAUAAAGCAUGCCAAGAACAGCAUAUCCCUUCUGCAGGGCUGCAUUGAACUGCUCAAGGUGAAUUGACCCACAACUGAACAAGCCUGAUCUUGUUUGCCAGCCUAUUAAAAGGGAAUCAGGAUAAGCUUCCUUAUGCUCCAUUAAUCAUCAAUAACCACUGCUAAGGCCUACGACCGGACAGCACCAUAUGCAAGACGUCUCCUCCACGUUUACAGAAGUGCCUGACUUCAGCUGUUGCACUCUCUCUUCCUCUGUGUUUCUAUAAGAGCUUCUAUAAGAGUAGCUCACCAUGAGACUGAGACAGGUGAAAAGGUGCAGGUUUUUGUGUGUUUGUUUUCUCCUCUUUCUGUAGCUUCCCUUUGCUUAUCGCAGUACUUAUAUUAUCAUUCUCAAUUGCUGAUGAGUUUACAUUUUGUAAUUACGUUCAUGAGCAAAAACUGACAAUUUUCACCAAUAGAAGAAAUCGAAAAUGUGAAAAACUUUUUAACGAGCGACCUAGAAAUAUUGAUGGUGUAUAACAAAUGUUUGGUUCAGAAUUGAAUCAAAUAAUUUUGUAACUUGAACCGUGGGUAUAUAUUUUUGGCAGUACUCAGUAUUUGAUUGACCCACUUGAAUAGUGUGUUUGAGCAGUACAAUGCAAGAACUCCAGAUACUUAAAAAAGAGGAGUUGCUUCACCUUCUUUACUUAUUUUAUAAGUACAGUUAAUAUUAAUCUCCUGAUUCUGUGUUCUGUACAUAAUUAGCUGUAACUCAUGAGGGAGACUAGCCAGGACAGUGGUCAGCCUUUGCCUGAGUUUAGCUGAUGUACUCAGCAUGCAAUUUAUUAUUUUAUGUUUCCAUCAUGUAGCAUUCCCCCCUAAAGACCUGAUCUUUGCUUUAACUGCUGCUGUGUUUGAUUUAAACAGGUUUUUGCUUUUCCUUACACUAAACAUUUUCUCUUGUUGUUACUAAUGUUAGUUACAUUGCUUCAUUGCAUAUAACAUUACCAGUGGACCAAAACAAUUCUUGUAUAAUGGCACAUUUUUUUGCGCAAUCUGAGAAACGAUUUUGUAAAAGCACUCUCAAAAGAGAUACAUGCAAUCAUGUUCGAGUUCAGGUAUUUGAAAAUAUGUGGAUGUUUUGAUAACUGAAUGUAUUUCUAAUGGAGUCAAGUUGUGUUUUCCUAUGGAGUGUCCAUUUUUGUAGGGGAAAAAAAAAGACAUGCAAGAAUUGCAUUAAAUAAGACUUGUUUCAAA
This is a messenger RNA of Pygocentrus nattereri (red-bellied piranha), 2480 nucleotides long. RefSeq names its product sorting nexin 5 (gene snx5). NCBI's taxonomy places the organism in Eukaryota, Metazoa, Chordata, Actinopteri, Characiformes, Serrasalmidae. Gene Ontology annotation, molecular function: dynactin binding; phosphatidylinositol binding. Gene Ontology annotation, cellular component: endosome. Gene Ontology annotation, biological process: pinocytosis. The transcript has 13 exons. Bases 112 to 1311 code for a protein of 399 amino acids. The record is from RefSeq and is a predicted model, not a curated record.